Molecule: messenger RNA, 869 nt
Organism: Mollisia scopiformis
Lineage: Eukaryota; Fungi; Ascomycota; Leotiomycetes; Helotiales; Mollisiaceae
Product: putative L-PSP endoribonuclease family protein
Exons: 2
Coding region: 114-575 (153 amino acids)
Source: RefSeq, a predicted model, not a curated record
CACGGCUGUAGUAACCGUCUAGUCUGGAGGGGAUGAUGCACGUCCAUGUAUAUAUUGUAUUAUAUCUAUUCGAGUUCCUCCGCCUUUAAAGUAACUUUGCACACGAUCUCACAAUGUCACAACUUAAAUCCUAUGCCUACCCCGGAAUCGGUGAAUGGGCGCAAAAGAACCUCUCAUACAGUCAAGCAAUCCGUGUCGGCAAUCGAAUCGUCUGCGCCGGUCAGGGUGGCUGGGACCCCAACCCUGAAGUAAUUGACCUAUCGACGCUCAUUAAAGAGGAUCUCAUGGAAGAGAUUGAUCAAGCGUUUUCGAACGUUGACAACAACCUCAAGCAUGCUGGUGGGAAAGGCUGGGAGCAAGUUUACAAAGUCGUCACCUACAGUACAGACAUAAAGUCCCAGCACACUCGAAUUGUUGAGAACCUUAGAAAGUGGAUGCCAAAUCAUACCGCUGUAUGGACGGAGGUUGGCGUCUCUCACCUAGGAGCCGAUGUUGCGCAUUUUGAGAUCGAGGUUGAGGCUUUCGAUGAAGAAGGGGCUGAGGAGCUUUCGAAGACAAAAGCGAGAGCAGCUUAAUUAAGAACGGGGCAUUGUAUUCUGGAAAAUCACGACAAGCUUGUUUCACUAUUGGUGAAGAGAUUAUUUUGAGAAUCUUUCAACUUGGGUAUCUCAGCAAGAUGAAUGUCACGGCACUGACGAAUUGCUUUAAUGUAAUGUGCCAGCUGCCUGUACUGGCGGCAGUAAGACAGGGCCAUGCAUGACAGACAAAAUAUCACAUGAUCCAUUUACCAAUGCAGAUUGACGACCAGAUGAAUGUGCCUCGUAUUGCGUUGGUGGCUCUCCUGUUGAAUAUAACCAUAAAUACUCCCU